This is a messenger RNA of Gastrolobium bilobum, 1779 nucleotides long. Its product is annotated as transmembrane 9 superfamily member 2. The transcript has 7 exons. The record is from RefSeq and is a predicted model, not a curated record. NCBI's taxonomy places the organism in Eukaryota, Viridiplantae, Streptophyta, Magnoliopsida, Fabales, Fabaceae. The coding region runs from base 1 to 1779 and encodes 592 amino acids. Gene Ontology annotation, biological process: protein localization to membrane. Gene Ontology annotation, cellular component: membrane.
AUGGGAAAGUCAACGGCAUGUUUGGGUGGUGCCAUUGUGAUCCUGUGCUGCUGCAUAAACCAUGUCACAUCUGAUGCAACAGAUCAUCGUUACACAGAAGGAGAUUCCGUACCCUUAUAUGCCAACAAGGUGGGACCCUUUCACAAUCCCAGUGAAACAUACCGAUAUUUUGAUCUUCCCUUUUGCUCACCAGCUAAUGUGGAAGAAAAGAAAGAAGAUCUUGGUGAAGUUUUGAAUGGGGAUCGAUUAGUUGUUGCUCCUUACAAACUGGACUUCCAAAUUGAUAGAGAACCUGAGAGUAUCUGCAGAAAGAGGCUGACAAGAGAAGAGGUUGCUCAAUUCAGAGUUGCUGUCUUGAAGGACUAUUUUUUCACAAUGUACUAUGAUGACUUGCCCAUUUGGGGUUUCCUUGGAAAAUUUGACAGUGAAGACAAAGAUGACCCAACUGGGGCCAAAGUCUAUCUUUUUAAGCAUAUCCAUUUUGAGAUCCUAUACAAUAAGGAUCGCAUCAUUGAUGUGUUCAUUAGAAACAAUCCAAAUGCAGUUGUGGACUUGACACAAGAUAGAGAAGUAAAUGUGGAUUUCACAUAUUCUGUCAAAUGGAUUCAAACAGAUAUUCCAUUUGCGAAGAGGCUGGAGAAAUACUCACAGGCAUCCUUACUGUUAAAUCACUUGGAUAUCCAUUGGUUUUCUGUUAUCAACUCAUGUGUGACUGUUAUCCUCUUGACUGGAUUCCUUACCAUAAUUCUCAUGCGUGUACUUAAGAAUGAUUUUGUUAAGUUUACUCCUGAUGAGGAGGCAGUUGAUGACAUGGAGGAGAGUGGAUGGAAGUAUAUUCAUGGUGAUGUGUUCAGGUACCCAAGAUACAAGUCUUUGUUUGCAGCAGCGCUUGGAACAGGCUCCCAGCUAUUUACACUUGCAAUCUUCAUAUUUAUGCUUUCUCUAGUUGGUGUUUUCUAUCCAUACAACAGGGGAGCUCUGUUUACUGCACUGAUUGUCAUAUAUGCGCUAACGUCUGGCAUUGCAGGCUACUCUGCAGUUUCCUUCUAUUACAUGAUUGAAGGAAAAGACUGGGUGAAGAUUUUGGUGUUGACUGGAAGUCUGUUCUCUGGACCUUUGUUGUUGACAUUCUGCUUUCUUAAUACUAUUGCACUUGCCUAUAACUCCACUGCAGCACUGCCAUUUGGAACAAUUGUGGUUAUUUUCCUCAUAUGGACUCUUGUAACCUCACCUUUACUAGUAUUGGGUGGGAUUGCUGGUAAGAAUAGCCGAUCAGAGUUUCAAGCUCCUUGUCGAACCAAAAGUCAUCCUAGGGAGAUUCCCCAACUACCUUGGUACCGUAGAACUCUUGCUCAAAUGGCCAUGGCAGGAUUUUUGCCGUUCAGUGCUAUUUACAUUGAGCUCUACUACAUAUUUUCUAGUCUGUGGGGUCACCAGAUUUACACCAUAUACAGCAUUUUGUUCAUUGUUUUCAUCAUGCUCUUGAUUGUCACUGCUUUUGUCACUGUGGCAUUGACGUACUUUCAGCUUGCUGCUGAGGACCAUAAAUGGUGGUGGAGGUCUUUUCUUUGUGGCGGAUCAACUGGCUUGUUCAUAUAUGGGUACUGCAUGUAUUACUAUCAUGCAAGAUCAGAUAUGUUUGGUUUCAUGCAAACCUCUUUCUUUUUUGGUUAUAUGGCUUGCAUUUGCUAUGGUUUCUUUCUCAUGCUUGGAACUGUAGGUUUCCAUGCUUCUUUAAUAUUUGUCCGUCACAUGUAUCGUUCUAUCAAGUGUGAAUAG